Messenger RNA from Dendronephthya gigantea, 1340 nucleotides. RefSeq lists its product as uncharacterized. Bases 292 to 1326 code for a protein of 344 amino acids. The record is from RefSeq and is a predicted model, not a curated record. Lineage: Eukaryota; Metazoa; Cnidaria; Anthozoa; Malacalcyonacea; Nephtheidae. The transcript is spliced from 3 exons.
AUAUUCGGUGGACAACUCGUGACAACUGGUUACCACGUGCAGCGCAGACUGCUGACUGCAGUUCGCCAGCUCGAAGUUCUGAGCUGAGCUCUGAUUGGCUGAAAAAUCAAUUAACAGGCUGUAAAUAUGGUUAUUCCAUGCGUAAUAAGAUAAUUAUAUGCGUCACAUGUUUUCUAUUUCAGUUUAUUUACCAUUUUACCUAAGUCCUAUACUCGUGAUAUUCACAUGAUUACUAGGACUAUUUCACUUCUUGGAGAGACCUUAUUUAUCGCAAAAUCGCUUUGAUUUGCAAUGGCCUUUGUCACCUUGCAAAUAAUUUCUGUUGGAUUGUUAGCAGCUGUUUGCUCAGCUAGCAUCAAACUCGAUGGUCAAGGAAGUUCAUUUUCCUCUGCAAUUAAAGCUUACGAAUACAAAACACUUGGGGAAGAAGUAACCUUGUUCGAAAAAAAAUUCAACUAUGUCGGAUAUGUGACGGAACAGUGGUUCACAAGCUCUGCAGAUGGGCCUUUUAACCAAUACGCAAGAAUACGGAUCUAUAUUGAUGGCGAAGAUACUGCUUCGUUAGAUUUCGAUUUGACCAUGGGCCAGUCUGUUAAUAUUGAACAGAAAAAUAAUAUACCAUGGUCUACCAGAAUGUUUGGCCGACAGGCUAAUGGUGGUGGGUUUUUCAAUACAUUUAGAGUACCGUUUACCUCUGGGAUAAAAAUAACUGUGACAAAUAAAGUCAACACAGGUGCACUUUGGUACAUUGUUCGUGGUUUGGUUGGUGUUCCAUUGCAGAUCGGGUCAUUUCAGAUACCAAUCAGUUCACGACUCAGAGUCUACAAACAAAAUGCGACAUUAGCUCCUUUAGAUUUUGUGACACUCUCAAAUAUAACUAACAAGUCAGGAAUGUUAUUCCUUGUCACUUUUAAUAUCCAGAGUGAAUCACCUACAUUUAUGGAGGGAUGUGUACGUGCAAACAUUGACAAUUCCAACGAGACCACAUUUCUUUCUUCGGGCACAGAAGAUUUCUUCUUAUCAGCAUUCUAUUUCAACAGUGGUGAAUUCCAUGGUUUCCAUUCUGGGCUUGCAUAUAAAUCUAACAAGCCUCUCACUGAGAUUCUUGCUUAUAAAUUUUUCAUUGAUGAUCCUGUGUUGUUCAGAAAAGCAUUCAUACUUAAGUGGAGAAAUUUUGAGAAGGUUGGUGGUCCAGGUGGCUGUCCAAAUCAAUUUCCAGCGAACGAGAAUGAAGAAGCCUCUUCCUUCAACUUUGGGACUCCCGCCAAAGCAACAAUACAUAGUUACGUUUGGGUGUACGAGUGGGACACAUAUGCCAAAGUGUAAUGAUUUGUAUUCAA